Molecule: messenger RNA, 4411 nt
Organism: Rosa rugosa (rugosa rose)
Lineage: Eukaryota; Viridiplantae; Streptophyta; Magnoliopsida; Rosales; Rosaceae
Exons: 5
Coding region: 855-1808 (317 amino acids)
Source: RefSeq, a predicted model, not a curated record
UUCACCUUCGUCAGUUCGUCUCACAGACCAGAGGGCUAUCCAACCUUAAUUCUUUCUUAACCAUGAAAAAAACGGCCAAAGCCCGCCUAGCCAACUGUCUAGCGCCUAGUCGCCCGCCUGAACGGCCUUCCAACCUCAGCCCGCCCAAAAGCUCCGAUUUGACACUACUCGAGUCGGAGAGCCGACGCCCAGCGCCUAGGCGCCGCCUAGGCGGCUUGGGCGGCCGAGUUUUAGAACACUGAUUUAAAUCUUGUCGCAAUAUUCGGAUCUGUCACAUCAAAAACUCUUUUAGUCUCUAAACCCAAAACACUCUUCCCUGUGACACACUACCUUCUUCUGCAGAAAACCCAGAAAUGGCUCCGCCAAAGAAAAUCAUCAUCGAUCAAGAGGAGGAAAUCACUGAGGAGGCCGCCCAUACCUGGGGAACUGGCAUUGGCGCUCGAUGCUUCGCUCGCACCACCGUCCAGAGACCCUUGCUACUCAGUUUCCCCAAUUCUCAGGCCGGGCUGGGUCCUACUCCGCGAGACUCUAUUCUAGAAGACGCCAUUGCUCUCUACGGCCUGCCGAUUCGCCGUCCCAUCCCAGUCUUCCAAAGGACUCCCGGAGAUUUCAGUAGUUGGGGCCAGCGUCAGUACAAAGCCAAAAUAAGGUUUUGGCCCACAAUUAGCGUAGAGGAACUCGCCUGGUAUUGCGAAGUUCGAGCAAGGGAUCUGGCCCGCUGGGACGCAGUAGGCAUUACCCACACCAUUGAUUUGUGCUUCCAACUCCCUAACGGUGGCCAUCGCUCGCCCCUGGCCGCAAUUCUUUGCUUUUGAAACACUGCCACCAACACCUUCGAUUUCAGGUUUGGUCAAAUGAGCAUAACGUUGCUGGACAUCCUCACCAUCACGGGGCUUCCUAUUGAUGUUGAGCCUUAUGUACAUGACCAGUUCGACGCUGUUGCAUUCCCUUCGCAGAUGGUUCAAACCAGCCGCGCCCACCACAGCCACUCUUAUCCUCAAUGGCGAACCCAUUACUGUAAAGAAUGCAAUGCGACUGCCUUCUUGGAAUACUGGCUCUGCAAAUUCAUUUUCUGCACUUCUUCCAACAAGCCCACUGGUCCUUGGGCUUCUCUGGCGACUGCCCUCUACAACGGCCGCAGUGUCGGCCUUGGGCAACCAGUACUGGGCGCGCUAUACCGCACUCUUUAUCAGGCCACCAUGCACCUUUUUGAAGUGAACAUUUCUAGACCCUUUUGGAUCCUAGACUUCUGGAUACAAGUUUACUUCCCACACUUCCACCGGUUAGACAUCCCAAAGUUUCCACCGGCUGACGCGCUUCUGGGUCAAUGGCUCUGCCGCGGGGAAAGGUACAUCUCCCCUCCUUACUCUGAGUAUUUUUCAUACUUGUACCUCCUCGACGAGAUACCAGACUCGGAUCUGGUGCUCAACCGAAGGUUCCCGCCUCCUCUUGAACAUGGAUUCCUGCCUAGGGACCCAGAUUAUAGCAACUGCGGGAGUUUGGCUUUCUGUCGCGCCAUCUCUUGCUCAGAUAUCAGGCUCGCGGCUGAUGAUAUCAGUUAUGAACUCUACGCUCCCAACCACUUUGCUCGCCAACUUGGGUUAGCCCAAUUGGUGCCUUUCCCUCUUUACGAUGCUUGGAACUACAACACUUCAUGGCGCAGAGUUGGCCCCGCAACUGGGCCUCCUCUGGCCCAAAGCAUGCUCUCCUUGAUCAAUCUUCCGAAUUGGGCCGAUGAACUUAUCCCCUUUGACGGAGUCGCCGAGGGCUAUGACCACUGGUGGUCCCAGGUCUCUGUUAACUGCUAGGAUCAACAGGAUGACGAGCUCUUCGCGACACUCUUCCGCGAUUUGAGGUACCCCUACGAUAUUUCUGAAUUGCUCUCACGCUUCCCUGAGAACGGGGCACAACCUCCGCGACUUGUGAAGGCCGGCGACCCGCACGAGCCCCGCGUCCUGCUUAAGCCGGGAUCAUUAUUUUCGAACCGAUACAAGAGCGGACAAAUCAACCACCCUCCGGCGGUCAAUCAGUCAAUCCUUAUUUGGCCAUUGGUCAGGUCGCGAAGCAAAAAGCUAUAACGAAGGAACCUGAAGUCACAGACUCCUCUGAUGAUGAAGACCCACAGGAGGUCGCCGCCGCUCUGGCCCGCAAACGUAGUCGUUCCGACCCUCCGACCCUCGGAGCGACCCCUGGGAAGAUGAUGAACCGCUCGCCUAUCGGCUGGUUCGUCAUAGGACUACAGGCCCCUCGCGAUAGAGUGGGGAAGGACCUUCUAAUAUAGGGGAGGGAGCGGCCUCUUCGCAGGCCCAAAGGCCCUUAAGCCCAAUUGCUUCUCGGCAUCUAGCCCAUGCUGCAAACCCUUCACCAUCGUCCCCGGUAUCUGUCCAGAUAGUCGACGAUAGUUCGCCUGAGGUUGAGGAAAGGAUGCCCCCUCCGUAUACUCCUACCGAGGAACCUCUACGGUCUAGCGUGCUGGAGCAAGUAGUGCCUGAUUCUGAACCUGAUGCUGCUAUAAGUAGCUAAGAACAGGCGGUGACAGACGCGCCGGUCCCCGUACUCACAGUCUAAGAUGUUCCCAUUACCACCCCAGCACCACUUGCUGAUGAGGCCCUGUCGACCCGGAUGUUGUGGAUUAAGCAAACAGCGAGCCUGCCCCCCUUGCCCCCCACGUUCACGAAGCAGCAGCGGAGAUGAAUCUUCAGCCGGUACUGGAAUUGGCAGUCCCCAUCGCGGAGCCUCACGAAGCUUCGGUCAUUAUUGCUCUUGCUCCGCCGUCGGCGCAUUCCGGCGAGCCUUCCAGAUUAGAGCGAUUAGCUCGCGUGCUCGAAGUAACCCCUCCCGGAGUCGUGGAGGAUGAUAGGGAAGGUCUUCACCGACUUCUGGGCCCUGAUCUGCUACUACUUGGUGCCCCUAUACGAGCCCUGGAAUAUCUCAGAGUACUUCUUCACGAAGCCGCCAUCUCUGAAGCCCAGUUUCAAGACAUUGACAAGCUGCUGGAAGAUCUUCCCAAAUUGUGCAAUAACAAGGUGCCCGCGAUGGUGCGAGCCAGACAAGCCCAAACGCAGCAUCAGGCCCUUGCUUAACAGAUAGACGCCUUGAGAGAUUCUCUAGGUGAACGGGCCUCCUACCUCAGAGAUAUGGAGCUCAAGGAGAAAUAUCUUGAGUCCCAGAUCAAGGAUCUCCAGGCCUAACUAGAUACUGUGAGGGCUAGGAUUACCCAUGCAGAAGCCCAAUUGGAGCUGCCUUUGGCCGCUUCCGAAGCGCUAUCUCAAAAUCUGGCCCAAGCUUGCAAAGCAGGCCAACAGGCCGAACAAGCUACCAUUGAUGCCAGCUUCCAUCUGGAUGACUAUUUCCUCCGCCUCUCCUACGAGGGCCGGGGGCUUUAGGCCUCUAGUAUUAGGCCCAUUAGUUUUUGUAAUAUGAACGCUAUCAGUCUAGUAAUAUUAUUUAGUCAUUUAGUCCACUCAAUGGCCCAAAUAUGCCCUCUUAGCCAUUAAUUCCUUUAACUUUGCCUUAGCUGUAAAUUAAAGCGGUUGAGAACUGAUAAUCUCGAAACCGAGCAAUUACCUCCUUGAAGACCGUCCCGUCCCCCACGCGUCUUUAAUUUUCCAUCAUUUCAGAUAUCAUGGCAUUUAAUCUCAUUGAUGGCGUUGAAUACCUUCAACUGUCCAUCCAAGGGCUGAGGCCACUCAGAUUGGCUCUAUAUAUACCUCUGUACUACGGAGAAGAGAAAAAUCAGAAACAUGGCUUACCUAGAGAUGACCCUGCAAGCCAUACUCCUCUUCCUCCUUCUCCAGAAAUCCUCCCCUCACGAUCUCUCCUCUAGCCUCUAAAUCCUAGGCUUUAUGGCGAAAUCUCAAGCCUGAGAUAGGCCUUAUGGCUUAAUCUCAGGCAACGUCGUGUCUUGGCCUCUGAAAGGCUGGGUGGAACAUCCUACGCUUCGGAUAAGUUAAAGAUCACGACGGGCUCCUAACACGGGAUACCACCUUCUGAGGAGUCAUCUUCUCAAGGUUCCCUUGCGCGGAGCAUGCCAGAGAAGGGCAGGAAACCGCCUUCUGACCCCUACUCUUCUUCGGCGCCCUACCUCCUGGACUUAACGGACCGAACUUCCGUUUUGUCCCCGAGAUGAAUGGGGCAACUUGGCUGCGCUCACCUCUGAUGUCCAUCUUUAAUGAGGCCUUUGGCCUGAAGGAUGGACAACUGGAAGGGUUGGGAUGAAAGCGGGCACUUCCCUUCCCAUCCUUUGAGUACAAACGAUAGCGGCUGCAGCCAGGGUUCAAGAGAGAAGGGUGAAGAGACAAAGGCCCAUUGCUGAGCCCCUCUUGAAAGAAGAUCCAGAAGACUUGAAAGUUUGCAUUUUAGAACUUGUAACUUUGCCAUUGUAAUCUUGUGAAUGUACUGUAUUGCUUUU